Ceratitis capitata (Mediterranean fruit fly) is the source of this 2312-nucleotide messenger RNA. RefSeq names its product relaxin receptor 2 (gene Lgr3). Gene Ontology annotation, biological process: G protein-coupled receptor signaling pathway. The record is from RefSeq and is a predicted model, not a curated record. The transcript is spliced from 12 exons. Gene Ontology annotation, molecular function: G protein-coupled receptor activity; protein binding. The coding region runs from base 1 to 2295 and encodes 764 amino acids. Gene Ontology annotation, cellular component: membrane. Lineage: Eukaryota; Metazoa; Arthropoda; Insecta; Diptera; Tephritidae.
AUGGUUUAUGGACGUAGCAUCGCUAUCGGUGGCUGUCUGCUGCUUUUGGUCAUUACACUUUCGGCAAUAAUAUUCUAUUUAAGUUUAGGACCCUGUCCGCAGGGUACCUUCGCCUGCGAUGGGAGUACGUUGUGCGUGCCGCAGCGACAAAUUUGCGACAAUCGCACAGAUUGUGAGGAUGGCAGCGACGAACACCCGGUCGAGUGUGGCCUACUUUAUGGCAGUAAGGCGCUGACCGAUAAAAUAGUCGGCAAUGCAAUUGAACGACGCCGUCAACAACAACAACAAUAUCCGCAAAGCAAAUCUACUCACGGCGGGCGCAAAGGCACGUCCGGUGAAUUGAUAAAUGCUACAUUGACUUAUUUAUUCAUUGCAGAAAUUUCAGCAUAUCCAAAAGGUAUUUGUACCUGCCGACAGCGUACAAUUUUGUAUUGUGGACGCAAGGCGAAAUUAACGCGAAUACCGCGCUUAAGUGCAGAGGUGACGCAUCUGAUGAUCGGCCGCAGUAAUUUGACGCUGCGUGAAAAUGCCUUUAUUGGGCUGAAACACUUACAAAAGCUCUCACUGAAGCAUUGCAACAUAUCGCACAUGCCGCUAGGCACUUUCAAUGGCCUACAUCAGUUGGAGAAGCUGGAUGUGCGGCAUAACAAUAUCAGCACAUUGUCAGCUGGCAUAUUUGGAGGCCUGAACUCGCUCGUAUGGCUCUUUCUCAUCUCAAAUCAAUUGCGUGAGUUGCCGUUGGCGCAAUUCGUGGACAUGCCACACCUCGAAUGGUUAAUGCUGAGUGAUAAUUUGCUCACACUGCGUAACGAGAAAUUUCCGCACAUGCAGCGGUUGUAUGAAAUCUAUUUGGAUUCAAAUAUCAUUGAAUAUAUAUCGGAGGAAAUGUUUACAAAUCUUGCUAAUUUGAAUUUAUUAGAUCUCAAUGACAAUCGUAUUACCCACAUACAUCCGAGAGCGUUUUGGGGCCUAAAUGACAUCAGAGAUAUCCGGCUGAUUGGAAAUCCUUUAAAGGAGUUAUCUGGUGAAGUGUUUCUGCGAAGUAGUUACCUUGAAGCACUCUCCCUUAGCCAUACACCAUUAUUUAUUAGCCAACAGUUAAUUGGAUCACUAAAUAUUUCAUAUCUCAAUUUGACGGGCAUACACUUUGAUCACAUCGAAUUCGCUGCCAUCAAUCGCAUGAUCAAUCUGAAGUACAUUGUCUUUGAUCGUUUUUAUUUCUGUUCGAUGACACCGCAAGUUCGUAUGUGUAAGCCGAAUAGUGAUGGUGUCUCGUCGUUUCGCGAUCUACUAAGUAAACCGGUACUACGCUACUCCGCGUGGAUAAUGGCCUUUGUGACGGUAUUAGGUAAUAUAAUGGUACUUUGGGGACGUUUCAUCUAUCGUGAUGAGAAUAUCGCUGUUACCAUGGUUAUACGUAAUUUGGCAUUGGCCGAUAUAUUAAUGGGAUUUUAUUUGAUAACAAUCGGUGUGCAGGAUUACCGUUAUCGUAGCGAGUAUUACAAAGUUGCACUCGAUUGGAUCACCUCUUGGCAGUGUGCCGCCAUCGGUUCUCUCGCCGUCACUUCAUCUGAGGUCUCCAUGCUAAUACUCGCCUUCAUGUCAUUCGAACGAUUUCUACUAAUCGCCGAUCCGUUUCGCAGUCAACACCGUAUCGGUAUUAAAAAUAUUUUUAUUGCCCUUUUGAUUAUUUGGUUGAUGGGCGUGGGCAUUGCUGUGGCGCCAGUUGCACUUUGGCAUUCAAGUACGAAAUUCUACGGCACCUACUCGGGCACCUGCUUCCCGCUACACAUACAGGAACCCUACCCGUUGGGCUGGCAAUAUUCAGCGUUCAUCUUCUUGGGCGUGAAUUUAUUUUUACUACUGAUGAUUGCCCUACUCUACACAGCAUUGCUCAUCUCCAUUUGGCGUACACGUAAAGCCACGCCACUUUCCCUGCUCGAUUGCGAAUUUGCUGUGCGUUUCUUUUUCAUUGUACUAACAGAUGUGCUGUGUUGGGCGCCUAUUAUUGCUGUAAAGAUUUGGGUAUUCUUCAACUAUAACAUUUCGGACGAUAUCUACGCCUGGCUGGUUGUCUUCAUUUUGCCACUGAACUCCGCUGUCAAUCCGCUGCUGUACACAUUCACCACACCGAAAUAUCGCAAUCAAAUACUCUUACGCGGCUGGAAGAAAAUAACAGCGCGACGUCGCGCUGAACCCUCCAACGGCUUGGCUACGACAAUUGCAACUGCUACGGCAUCAUCUAAUCCGGACGAAUCUUCGGGCAAAGCCAUACCACUCACGGUGAAUCAUUAGAAGCAGCUACUGCGUAC